AAUGUGGGGACCUGUAGCUCGAUUGCAUUUGAAUCUGUCAGUUUUGACAACUCCUCACAUAUAAAAUUCCAGUAGCAUGAUUGCCCCUACAGUAUCAGAUAUUUUUAAGAAAACCGCAAAAUCACUUUUUUAUGUCGACAUAAGACACUGCUCCAACUCUUUUCGCCAAAAAGGUUACGUCGUGACAGUUCUAGAUGCCUAUUGCAAAAUCGGACGUUAUAUCGCUCUCUUGUUGAAGCAAAAUCCUUUCAUUGGGGAGCUGCGCCUCUACGAUAAGAACAACAACAUAUGUGCAGUAGCUGAGGACUUGAGUCACAUCGAUACCAGAACAAAGAUUAAAUCUUUCGGAGGAAAGGCUGUGCUAAAACAUGCCAUCACAGAUGCAGAUAUCGUUGUUGCUGUUGGUGGUUGCAAGGAAUCUCACAAAGAAACCGCCAAACAAGUGGGAAAAUUAAAGAGGUACCAAAAUCAAAACCCUUCAAUUAUUGAAAUCAAAAGUAAACAAAAAAUUGUUUUUGCGUUCUCGAAGAGCGAUUUCCAGCUCAUCCAAAAUGGUGGGUUGGUUUUGACGGCUUCGGAUGCUUCUUCCCAGUUGAUCCUAGUCAUGUUUGAUGGGGUUCAGGUCCGGGCUGCAAGCGGGCCACCCCAAAGUGGCGAUAUUGAAUACAAGAAAGCGGGACUGUACGACAGCAGGAAAAUAAUCGGAAUAACAAACGUGACUUCGAUGAGAGCGAAUAGCCAAGUUGCUGCAGCAACUGGACGCGGUGCCUCCGAAAUAGUCUGCCCAGUUGUUGGAGGCUCCAGUACAAAUUGCGUGGUGGCAGUUUUGUCGCAAGUCAGACCAAAAGAAUUGGAUUUGAAAUGUCCAGGGUCUGUGCAACAAUUGAUUGGCAACAGCGAAGAUGAUGUAUUGAAGUUAUACGCAGACUGUGGAACUGUGUGUUUAUCACCAGCGCUGGCUGUUUCUCGUUUCAUAAACACCCUGUUGAAAGCUUUCAAAGGAGAAACGAACUGUGUCGAGUGUGCUUUUGUCCGACAAACUGGCCAUAUUGGACAGUUUUUGCCGUACAUGACGUCCAUCGUAAGAUUAGGUACGACAAUCUAAAAAUAG
Molecule: messenger RNA, 1111 nt
Organism: Leptinotarsa decemlineata (Colorado potato beetle)
Lineage: Eukaryota; Metazoa; Arthropoda; Insecta; Coleoptera; Chrysomelidae
Product: malate dehydrogenase, mitochondrial
Biological process (GO): tricarboxylic acid cycle
Cellular component (GO): cytoplasm; mitochondrion
Molecular function (GO): L-malate dehydrogenase (NAD+) activity
Source: RefSeq, a predicted model, not a curated record